Messenger RNA from Peromyscus maniculatus bairdii (prairie deer mouse), 3796 nucleotides. RefSeq names its product transmembrane protein 74 (gene Tmem74). NCBI's taxonomy places the organism in Eukaryota, Metazoa, Chordata, Mammalia, Rodentia, Cricetidae. The record is from RefSeq and is a predicted model, not a curated record.
CCCACCCAGCGGAACCCAGCAGGGAACACUGGCUACAAGUGCUGCGGCUGGGGAAUAGCGGACUUUCUCAGGGAGCCACGCGGACGCGAGUGCUGCUCCCGCUCCAGCUUCACCCGGUAGCCGAAGCAGAAGGAAACUUGCCUUCUCGUUUGAGGGAUUCUGUCACGGGAACGUGUGAGUCCCUGGAUAAAUUUGGCUUGGUGACGGCAGUGUGCUCUCUCCAGAGAUACUGCCACUUCCUCCUUGCUCCUUUUCUCCCCGACCUGAGUUUCUCCUGCUAACCCUGUGACAAGUCAGAAGAUUUGCCCUUUCCACACUCUUCUGCCACCUGGUUCCCUUUCUUAUGUGUGUCCCUCUCAUGAGGAACUGAGGCUAAGGUGUCCUUAACCAGCCAUGACUAUAAAGGACAUGGGGACCAGAGGAGCAGGCCUCUCUAUAGCACGGGCUUAGAUUCUGCCGGGUUCUUAUCUAACUGUGUUGCCACUGGAAGAAUUUCUGAAAAUUGCUACAGGAAUUCUAGCCAGCUCCCAUGGAGCUCCACUCCCUGACUAAGAGGAAUAGACCAGAGGACCUGUGCAAUGCUGUGGACUGGAGUUCAGGAGGGACUUUUGGUGACCAGGGAGAGGAAGCAGCCAUCAGAGAGGCUCUUGGCUCUCAGAAAAACUCUACAUCCACACCAGGAGCAGCUGUAGUGGAAGUGUCUAGACUUAGCUCUUCUCCAGCACCCCCAACUUCCUUGCUCCAAGACAAUGCUAUUCAGCCAAGCUUUUUCCCGCCAGGACCUCCUGACUCAGGGAACAGCCAAGUAAUGGCAGACCGUAAAGUCUGCAAUUGUUGCAGCCAGGAACUAGAAACGUCUUUUUCUUAUGUGGAUGAGAAUGUCAACUUAGAACAGAGAAGUCAGAGAUCCCCAUCAGCAAAAGGCAGUCAUCACCCUGGCGAUCUCGGCUGGGGAAACCCUAAUGAGUGGUCCCGUGAGGCUGCCAUGUCGUUGAUAUCUGAAGAUGAGGACGACACAAGCUCAGAAGCUACAUCUUCAGGGAAGUCCAUAGACUAUGGUUUCAUCAGUGCCAUCUUGUUCUUGGUCACUGGUAUCUUGCUGGUGAUCAUUUCUUACAUUGUCCCUCGGGAGGUGACAGUGGAUCCCAAUACCGUGGCAGCCCGGGAGAUGGAGCGCCUAGAAAAGGAGAGUGCCAGGCUAGGAGCACACCUGGACCGCUGUGUGAUAGCUGGGCUCUGCCUCCUCACACUUGGGGGAGUUGUCCUCUCAUGUUUGCUGAUGAUGUCUAUGUGGAAGGGGGAACUCUAUCGUCGAAACAGAUUUGCCUCUUCCAAAGAGUCUGCAAAACUCUACGGUUCUUUCAACUUCCGGAUGAAAACCAGCACUAAUGAAAACACCUUGGAACUGUCCUUGGUGGAGGAAGAUGCCCUUGCUGUACAGAGUUAAUUCUGAACUUCUUGAGAGACAGCUAUAUGUUUGAUGUGAAAAAAUUAAAUCACCGGUGUCCUUUAUUUGUUUGGCAAGAAAAGUUAUCCUUUGUUGUUGUUAUUGUCAUUUUCUACAUCCCAGAAGCCAGCCAGUGUUCUGUUUCCAUGGAUCUUUUAUUAAGAAAACCUGUGUAAGAUGUAAAAGAAACCAUGGCCAUCUAUUCCUGACUUACUGCAAACUGAAAACGAAUUCACCUGUAAUGACUAUGAAUUUCUAUUUCUAUAGCAAAAUACUUCCACUGACCUAAUAUACAAGUGUUUUCUUUUUACAUAAACAUGGAUAUUAUUAUUAGGUACUAGAAGGGCUCCCGCACAAUGGGAUCAUGUGGCAAUCUAUUCUGUGAAACACAAGCUCUAAUUAAAUAGCAAAGCUUACGUUUAAUUCCCAAAGUGCUUUUCCAUUUUCUUGCUAAAAUUUUAUUCCUGUAAUUUGACUAAACACUAAAAUGUAGACUUUGGGAGUGUGAAUGUUUUGAAACUUAAAGAUAAUGGUUAUUUUUUAAAAGCUAUAAAGUACUAUAUUUUAAAAUAUUACUGUGUUUAGAAAUGACAACUAUGUCAUUAAUAUGUACCUUCUUACAAAGAAAAUUAUGUAAGUCAUCUUCAGACCCACGUGAGGUUAACUGUUAACAUAAGGUGUUUUCCUGAAGCCUUUUUUCCCCCAAUGAAGUAGAGUAGUUGUUGAUACAUACUUUGUUUCCUUGUGGAUUUGCCUUCAGCCUGAUGACCUGUCCCCUUGAAAUCUUUACUUCUCAUACAUGUGUGGCAAAGGAUUACACUUUAAAAACAUAUCUUCUGGGAGCCAAACAUUUAGACAGGUCUAAGUCAUGAGCAGGCCUGGUAUGCUCCCCAGGUGAUGUUUUGUGGUGGUGGUUUGGAGAAAACCUCCAGUAUAAUUGCAGCUAGACUCCUGGGAACUAUGCCUAGUAUAAGUCAUUACUUAAAAAGUCCUUAAACCUAUAGCCAAAAUCUUAUAUUGUAAAGAGAAAAAUCAAACUCAUUAAUUUAGUGGGAGUUGUGUUCAUCACUAUCCUGACUCCACUUGACAAGGUCUAGAGAUCAUCCUGAAAACCUACUUUGGACCCUUGAGGACCAUGUUCUCCCCUCAUAAAGUGAAGUGUUUAGUCUAUGAGAGGUUCUGUGGACAAGGUGGUCAGGAAAGAGAUGGAAAAUGUAGCCUAAGCAAGAUCUGUAUUGCACUGAUGUUCCUUGAAGUGACUCACACCCUUCCACUUAGGUGUUUUAUUAGUAUAAAAUGAGUUCAUUCUUAAAAAGGACUGGAGCCAGGAAUGGAUGUGAGUGAAAGGAUGAGCUAGUGAGAAAGGAAUUUUGUUGGAGAUUCUUAGGCUUAACAAAGUCUAAUGUAGACACCUGUGUUUUUACUGAGGGAUGUGGGUGAACUAUAUGAGUUUGUGUAUCUAUAUGAAUGAGUUCUUGUGGAUAUCAGAGCAGUUUGUUGAGUUACCUUUUAACAAGUUAAAGGAAAACACAGUAGUGGAGGAUGAGGUAGGGAUGGCAAGCACAUCACAGAAUUCUUAGGGAAAAGUAAAAAAAGUGUGGAAACUGUAUAUGUAGCCUCAUUGCCUCACUCUGUAGAAUAAAGUACUUGACCAUGAAGUGCUGGCUUACUGAGACACGAAGCAGAACAAAGAACAUAUAUUUUGAUUAUUGUAGCUAGUCUUUUGUGCUUUGUGUCUCUGUGACUCUCAGAUCGUCUGUGCUGAAGGCAUUUUCCCAGAAGUUUAAACUUUACCUUCUGGAUGUUUAUUCAUUUUUGAUUCCUAGUCUGCUUGAGGAACUGCUUUGGAGAUGUUGCAGUAAGAAGGGAGUAAUCUAUCUCCAUGAGUGAGUAGAUCUGAGCUGGGUUCAAACUGCAACAACAAAAUUUGUAAAAUAAAAUUUAAACCAGUUUAAUCCAGGCCUGGUGAGUCAUGCCUUGAUUCUGACACUUGAGAGGCUGAAGCAGGAAGAUCAAUGCAAGGUCAAGGCCAGCUUAGACUACAUAGUGGGUUCCAAGACAGCCUGGAAUAUAGAGUGAGACUUUCUCAGAAAAACAAUAAACUAUUCAUGUUUAUUUAUAUGAGAUCUCUGAAUUUUGUUUUUAUCUAUUUGUAAAUCAUGAUUAAUUAGUUUCAUAGCAAAUAAAACAGCACUAAUUUGUGGUUCAAUUUUCCAUUCUUGAUGAGCUUGAAAUUAAACAUGAAGGCUGUCCUUUCAAUCCUAUAAAACUAAUGAUAAGAAAAAAAGCCAGAGUUCUUCAAUACAAAAAAAGUUAAUGAACUCACUAUGCUGCUAAAUGGUAUAGAUA